Sphaeramia orbicularis (orbiculate cardinalfish) is the source of this 1175-nucleotide messenger RNA. It is a transcript of the gene cldn10d, whose product is annotated as claudin 10d. Lineage: Eukaryota; Metazoa; Chordata; Actinopteri; Kurtiformes; Apogonidae. The record is from RefSeq and is a predicted model, not a curated record. Gene Ontology annotation, cellular component: membrane; bicellular tight junction. The coding region runs from base 78 to 848 and encodes 256 amino acids. Gene Ontology annotation, molecular function: structural molecule activity. The transcript has 5 exons.
UACUGGUCUGACAUGGUCUGGUCGCUAACAACACUGUCAGUUUCUGCUUCAUUUGUGCUUGAGGACCAACGCUCACCAUGAAGUACAGGACGGUGGUGAUGUACACGGAGAUCGGCUGCUUCGUGUCCUGCCUGUGCGGGUGGAUCCUGGUGUGCUCCACUCUCCCCACAGAGUACUGGACUUUCUCUGAAGUGGGUAGCAUCGUCCUGACAACUGCCAACUACUACUCCAACCUGUGGAGGGACUGUGUCUCAGAUACCACAGGGGUCUCCGACUGCAAGGAUUACCCCUCCAUGCUGGCCCUGCCUGUGUUCUUACAUGCAUGCAGAGCCUUAGCCGUCUGCGCAGUCAUCACCGGCUUCUUUGGGGGCGUCCUUACACUCAUUGGGAUGAAAUGCACUAAAAUAGGUGGAACAGAGGUCAUCAACGCAAGAGUAACCUUUGCAGGUGCUCUGACCUACUUGGCCUCAGGAUUCUGUGGUAUGAUCACCUACUCAUGGUGGGCUAACAAAGUCAUAAGUGAGUUUGUGGAUCCAAAUUUCAGGGCUCAGAAAUUUGAACUUGGAGCUGCAAUUUUUGUCGGAUGGGGAGGCUCUAUCCUUCUCAUUUGUGGGGGGUCAGUGCUGGCUUAUUUCUCUGGAAAAGAGGGGCUACCAUCAAGUUCCCCAGACGGGCCCAGAAGACCAGUCUCUUACGCCACAGCCCGGACCAGGCGGACCUACAUGCUCCCGGCCUCCAAUUCCAGAGUGACCCUCGUACCACCACUGUUCUACGAAGGAAGAAGGAGUCGAACGACCAGGGCAACGUCAAAAACAAGUCGGAGCUACAACAGGGACGCCUUUGUCUGAGAAAGAGACCCGAUGCCGACAAAAAGACUUCAAAUCGUUCAAGAGUGGAUGUUUUAAUUUUUUGAAGGAGAGAUGAUCUUCAGGGCUCAUUAUUGGUUUACAAACAUCAGGAUUCUUGAACUUUUUUUUUUUUUACCAAGUUUCAAAACUUUUCCAUGAACUCUCAAGGACUUGUAAUAUCAUUUCCAUGAUCACUGACUACAUUCAAGAACAUGGAAAGAAGUGUAUUUGAAUUAUGAAAAUUUAAUUGGAAACUUUAUCACUCUGUAACUUAUAAUAAUGUAUAUCCAGUUAUGUAAAACUGCGUAGUUGGUAGUUAAAGAACAA